GAAACCAAACAAGUAACACCACCCGGUUCUGGUGUAAAACUUUUCUCCUAUCCGUCGUUGUCGCGCGUUUUUCCAGCCGUGUUUUGUCGCAAACCGUAGUCCGAAAACUGUCCGACCGAGAGCUGGGUGAUCGCGCAUCUCAGCUAGCGAAGUUCGAUCACGUGUUCUCAGCUAAUUACCUGCGUGAGCACUCGAGACGAUCAUUAGUGUGAAUUAAAACCGAACAAAUCAAAGCAACCGACGAACUUCCAGCUACGAUUGCUACGAUUACUUUCUCGACAGUUUUUCAUCCCAGGAAGCAGCUAACAAAUCGUCUCGACAACGGCGGAGGCGUGCAACUCUUGUCGAUUCACAGCAAAAGUGACUUGACUUUAGUGUGUGCUUUAGUUUUUUCACCCUCAAGAAAAAAAUCGGAGUACAAUUUCCCAGCCACCACGCAACCAUUGUUAGCCCCGGGGCACCUUUCACGGUAGCACCCUUGGUAAAAACAAUAACCAGUCAAACAGCAGCACCUUGCGGAUUGAUGCGAAACUAUCCCACAACUCCGCUGUGGUGCGAAAGGGCAACGGCAGGCAACCGGCGGGGACGUGCAAAAAAUUUUCAUCUCUCGCUCAUAAAUUAACUUAAUCACAGUUUUAUCCACAUUUGUGUAACUUUUGCAUGCCGGCUGAGCAGAGCACCAAGCCGAGACAAGGCCUGCUUUAGAAGUGUAUUUCGUUGUGUAUGAGUGUGUGUUACUUUUUUCUCCGCUUGGUAGCUCGGUAGCUAAUUAUCUUGGUAGGCCAAGAACAGACCUCCUCUCCUAUCCGGGCGGACGAAAAUAAACUCAUAAACGAAACGUACCAAUUUGUGGCGGUCGGUCGCGUCUUGUUUUUAUCCUUCGGUAGCUUCAUUUUUUGCUGUGAAAACGAUCAGGUGAAAAUGGUAGUUCGGCAAAUGCUGCGCAGACACUGCUGGUGUCCUGCUUCUGAGCUGGCCUUGGGCCGUUGAAGACGGAGACGGUUCGCUUAACACCACCUCCGCCACCGAAGCUGGCGGAGAACCGGAGCGCAAUGCGUGUUAAAACUGUGCGGCAGAUCAAGAACCAGCAGCGGGUCAGCAGAAAGAUUCAGAACGAAUACGCAGCAGCAGCAACAGCAGCAGCAGCAGUAGCGGUGGAAAAUGAAACUGCGGUCAUCGUUGUCGCCAUUUCACCCGAAUCACCGCCCCCGGAGUCCACCAACUGUAUGAAUCCACCGUAUAGAAUGCCACCGCAGCCUCUCGGGACGUCGUCGUAUGGAGUGCAGAACGACCAUCCUAUUCCCGGUACAGCAGCCACUGGCAGUGCAACGAUAUCGGGCCCGACUUCAUCGCCGUCACUCACAGCAGUAACGUCCGCAGCGGGAACCGAUCUGUCCUCCCAGCAACAUUUACUACUGGGUUCGGCUCUGCGUACCCAUUCCAGCAAGUUUCCGAUCGAACGGGAGCUGGUGCUAUCGUCCAACAAAAACGCCUCCAAGAUUCCGUUGAUGCAAGACAACCGAAACACGAACAUCCCACUGCUGACCCGAUCGGGUACUUCCUCCGCGGCCGUCGGACCGGAUCUGCCGACCAAGCAGACACAGGCAUGGAAUCAAGCUCAAAUUGAAGUCAUUCAUUCUUCGCUCACGGGUGCGAUUCCCCGAAACGCGGUUCGGCUACCAGAAGACGUCACCGCCCUAGCGGAGCGCGAUAGCAGUUCCAAGGACAAAGAAACGGUUAAAAAAUCCGUCACGAAAAACUAUCACAAACUGAAGGACCUAAUAUCGUCUAAAUUCAAGAAAGACGCCCCAGAGGGGGCUGUAGACGAGCUAAACAACGUUUCCUCGAUGCUGCAGCAGCAGCACGACAGUCUCGGAUCAUCUUUCAUGAUGACGGGGGGAAACCCGAGCAAUAGUCUAAACCACGCCCAAUCCAACAUAAACUUGUGGAGUACGAACGCUAGAGGCGAUUCACCUUUGUACUAUCACAAAAAAUUCGCGGAUCCGGCAGAUGGUUACAACGGAGAUUCGCUGACCGGUUUCCGAAGUCUGAAAGCCAUGUCCCAACCACAGCUGAACACGGUUUCCGCACUUCAGAACUAUCCCAAUUUUUCACCAAAUGCGAUGGACGGAACAGAUAGCGAUGAUGGUGGCUUUCGCCAGCAUCACAACAACGGUCGGAUAAAUAUUCCAAACCCAAUGCAGCAGCAGCAACAGCAGCAGCAACCACAACAGCAUAGCCGGCAGCCGCAACAGAACUAUGUACACAAUUAUCGUCACAAUCAUUCGCAAGUAUCGAACCAGUCGGCCCAAGCUCCGCCAGUUCCAACAUCAUCCAGCUAUCAGCAAGUAUCCCAGACAAGGCACAAGCUGUUAGCGGAGUUUUCCGAUGGUCACACCUCGCACUCGCACGGAGGACAUACGACCAUCAACAUCGGAGAGUCCAGUUUUAAUGGGCACGAGCAGCAAACGUCUACCGCGGGUCAAAAGUCUGCGAAUCACAAGCUGACGAACGGAACUAACAACAACUCGGUCGUUCAGAUCGCUUCCGAAAUUUCGACGCAUGUACAACAAACCCAGAAGCAAAUCGAUUCCAUUUCCAGUUCGGACUACGAUAGGAACGGUAAUCACAGCUCGAAUGUCGACUCCGGGCGUGGAAGUGCCGCGUACUCCAGUGGCAGAAAGGGGACAAUCCAGCAGCAGCAGGUCAACAUGAAUCUAAUCGAACAGGUCGAGAGAAAUCGCAGCAAAUCGGAAUCGGAGUGGGUUGACGUCGUGGACGCUGAAUUACGUAACAUCCUGGAGCCGGGAAUCAAGGGAAUGAUGAUGCGUCCGGAGAGUACCAUGUCAGAGAGUGCCUCGUCGAUGUCACCCCCGUUGCCACCGCUUUCACCAGACGGAGGAAUCCAGUACAACAUGAGCAACGGUGGUAACGCCAGUCACAACAAAUCGAGUGGGAAAACUCAAAUGAAGCAGGAAUACGGAACCGAUACGUACAAUCGAGCGAGUAAAAAUCCACAACCCAUAGGACCAUCCAAGGGUAAUCCUUCCACGAACACCAUUCAAAAUUACAUGCACUACUUGAAGCUGUCCUCUAGCAGCAAAAAACAGGAACAGACGCUGCUCAAAAAACACCUGUUUGGUCUGGACUCUGACCGUGCAUCUGUCACGAACACAACUCGCUCGCUCGAUCUGGAAUCUCUGCUGGGAGGUCCCUGGGAAGCUGGUCAGUCAGUAUCGGAGUCCGAAACAGACGGCGGUGGCCUGCAGCAGAUCCGCAACCAGUUGGAAGGUCUGGAGUCCAUGUACAGUGAGGUGCUGAAAAUGCUCGGUAAUCGAAUGGCCGGCUACGACGUCCAACAGCGGAUGAACCGAAGACGUCGCCACGGUAGUCUGUCCUCGCUUCCGUCCAGUUCGGUUAGUGGCCGCCCGAUACGGGACCGUCGACGAACGGACGAACGCCGCAAAGUGCGCGACAUUCGAGGUAUCAACAAACGCUUCCAACGGCUGGAAUCGCACGUAGUCACUUUGGCUCGCAGUGUGGCACAUCUUUCAUCCGAGAUGCGCUCGCAGCACGUCGUUUCUCAGGAACUGGAGGAGAUCCGGAAUGAUAUGGCCAUGCUGCGGUCCCAGUCGAUGCAUCACAUUCCCUUGAAUGCCAGUACAUCGGCGGUGGCGGCUGGCAAUGCAACCACGAAGGAACCGAUGAAUCUAACCAACCCGAGACGGGUUAAGAAAUUGACCAAAUUCUUUGGCGAGGAUCCGCCACUAAUGAAGUUGUUUCUGAAGAAGCUUGGGUAUGAGAAAUACGCCCCCAUAUUCGAAAACGAACGGGUCGGAAUGAUCGAGCUGCCGUACCUAGGAGAGGAGAGACUGCAAAAGAUGGGUAUUCCGCUGGGGCCGAGGCUUCGAAUUCUGCAGGAAGCUCAAAUAUCGCUCUGCCGAGAUACUACGCUUUGCAUCGUGUAAACUCAGCAGCAACAGUUCGACUACGAAGGAAAAAAAAAACCCGGGACAAAACGAGCCAAAGAACACAACCUAUAAGCUGUACUAAUAUGCGCACAACAACUCCAGUGAAUUAUUCCGUUUUUGAGUUCGUAUAACUACCCCAGUUAGUAUUAUAAUUUUAAAUCUUUUAUACUAAGCGAACAUCUCGCGUCAAUGCUUAAAUGAUUAUAAAUAUGUAUGUAUAGGAACCUCUCCCCUCCCCCCUCCUUUUUUUUUCGUCAGCUCGUGUUGUCAGUAAGCAAACAUUUGAAUAACAUUAUUAAACUGCCACCACGGAUUGAAUACUCAACGUGAGGUUUACU
Molecule: messenger RNA, 4309 nt
Organism: Wyeomyia smithii (pitcher-plant mosquito)
Lineage: Eukaryota; Metazoa; Arthropoda; Insecta; Diptera; Culicidae
Exons: 7
Coding region: 1053-3968 (971 amino acids)
Molecular function (GO): protein binding
Source: RefSeq, a predicted model, not a curated record